CAUCCAGUGCAGGAAAACAAUCAAACUGACUGUGUUGAACAGUCGGGAGAGGACACAACGGAGACGCGUCCGGAGAUUUACUCACACACACAGCCUUACUUGUGAGAUGCGUGUUUCAAACGGCAGCGAACGCAUAAAUAUCCCCACAGACAGAGCAGAUUUACACGUGGAAUAUCCAUCAUUUGGGAGGCUGAUUGACUGUUUCCUGCGGACAUUGGGAAAAAUGUCUCAUUCUUUGAAUACUUGAGGAGUGACGACAACUUUCCUCUUUUCGGACUUCAGCGUACUAAUCGCGGAAGAUAAAGCGUGGAGCAAAAACCCCAAAAAGAAAAGGAGGGGAGGAGGGAGGACUGGAUUUAACAAUGCACACAGAUCAGUUUCCCGAUCAGGAUGUGCAGUUUUGAGCACCAGGCAGUUUGGAGUCUCUGCAGCGGAGAGACCGAGCAAUGUUGUCUGCGGAGAUGCGUUGUUUGCUGACGUUCAUGUCCAUGGAUGUUGCGGCUCGGUCGGGCUGCACACGGAGCCUUUGGGUGGCUGUGAUUGGACCGGACACAGACUGGGGCUGACUGACUGUUUGUCCGCGCGAGGAAAUGUUUUGGGGAGGAGAUCAAAUGAGUUACUGGCGCACGCGAAGGGGGAGAUGCCAGUCUUCACGAGCAUACAUAGUGCUAUGAGGACGGAGGGAAACAUGCAGACAUAAGACAACGAAUUUAAAAAAAAGAAAAAAAAAAAAAAAAUAUAUAUAUAUAUAUUGGAUUUAAAUUUAUAAGCAAAACAGAGGGAUCUUCUUUCUACCAGACUCCGAUGUAUUUAACAUGAUGUGUUUUAUUGCUUUUACCAACUGCUACGAGAUAGUUUCAAGUGGAUAUGGAUACUGUUUGCUCUUGCACUAAAGUUUUUUUUUUCUUCUUUUUUUCCCCCUAUUUUCUUGACUGUCAUGCAUAGGACUUUGAUAUUGCAUUAUGCUGUCUUAUGAAAUAUCAAUUUAAAGGACGAUUACCCCCCUAACAAGUAUAUUCCACCUGGAUUUUUACCCUGAAAUCACAACUUCAGUUCUGGGACAUUAUAACACCAUUUUAAGGGAAGAAAGCAAUCAGCUGCCUAAUUUUGAAACCCCGUAAAAUGUGUUCACAAAUGCCCGGCAACAUGGCAGUUAACUGGGUUGUAUAUUCUGUUUUUUUACUACCACUGUUUGCAGUGGGGACUGCUUUCUCUGGGGUCUUCAAUGCCACAGACAGAGACAUUUUUACAGAUGACUUGCUGCAGGUCAAGCUCCCACAAAACAGAGCAACCGAGCAGUGGAAACUCCAGUCUGCUGAUUCCCAUCCAAACCUGUAUUUUAACCAAGUGGAUGUGUUGCACUUGAGGCAAAGGUCCUCCACCACCCACAGUCACAUAUUUAAAGUCAUCCGGGCAGCUGUGCUCACCAUGUUGUCUAAUGUCCCCUUUUAUAUGCCCCCUGUGAAACAUGAGGAGUUUACAAGCAAAUGGAAUGAGAUUUAUGGGAACAACCUGCCUCCCCUGGCUCUCUACUGCCUGUUGUGCCCAGAGGACUCUGCUGCCCUGCAGUUUCUUAUCAAGUUUAUGGAUAGGAUGGCUGAAUACCCCGACUGGAAGGUGACCAGCGCCCCCAACGAUGAGGUCCCCAUGGCACACUCUCUCACUGGGUUCGCAACUGCGUAUGACUUUAUUUACUCUCAGCUGGAUAAGCACAGAAGAGAUGUUUACCUCAAGAAAAUUCGCUCAGAGACAGAAGAGCUGUAUGAGCUCUCUAAGUACAGAGGGUGGGGGAAACAGUAUCUCCAGAAUCAUCAGACUACUAACAUAUUAGCCAUCCUGACUGGUGCAAUAGUGGUUGAAUCACAUGAUGACCCGGAAUCAAUGAUCUGGAAACAAGUGGCUGUGAACUACAUGGAGAAAACUAUGUUUCUCCUAAAUCAUGUUGUUGAUGGGUCUCUGGAUGAGGGAGUAGCCUAUGGGAGCUACACAGCCAAGUCCAUCACACAGUAUGUCUUCUUAGCCCAGCGUCAUUUCAACAUUGAUAACACGCAGAACAACUGGCUGCGGGGACACUUCUGGUUUUAUUAUGCCACUCUGUUGCCAGGCUUUCAGAGGACAGUUGGCAUCGCAGACUCCAACUACAACUGGUUUUAUGGGCCAGAGAGUCAGCUUGUUUUCCUUGAUACGUUCGUCAUGAGGAACGGAACGGGUAACUGGCUCGCUCAACAGAUUAGAAAGCACCGGCCCAAGGAUGGCCCCAUGGGGCAGUCAUCUGCGCAGCGCUGGGCUACACUUCACACAGAAUACAUCUGGUACAACUCCCACCUCACACCGCAGCCUCCCCACAAUUUUGGCAAAGCGAGGAUGCAUAUUUUCUCAAACUGGGGUGUGGUUACCUAUGGAGCAGGGCUUCCCAACGGUCAGGGUAAUACUUUUGUCUCCUUUAAGUCUAGCAGCCUGGGUGGCCGUGCAGUCUAUGACAUUGUCCAUGACAAGCCUUACUCCUGGGUGGAUGGCUGGAACAGCUUUAACCCUGGUCAUGAGCACCCAGACCAGAAUUCUUUCACAUUUGCUCCUAAUGGGCAAGUAUUUGUAUCUGAAGCACUUUAUGGCCCAAAGUACAGCUAUCUUAACAAUGUUUUGGUGUUCAGCCCCUCUCCUACCAGUCAGUGUAACAAUCCAUGGGAGGGUCAGUUGGGGGAGUGUGCUAAGUGGCUGCGCUGGACUGAUGAAGGGGUAGGUGAUGCCAGAGGGGAGGUGAUCGUCGCCUCCUCACACAGGGACACUAUGUUUGUGAGCGGGGAAGCUGUGUCAGCCUACUCCCCUGCCAUGAGACUAAAGAGCGUGUUCAGAGCCUUGGUUCUGCUCAACUCUCAGACGUUGCUGGUACUUGACCACAUAGAGAAGUGGGGUGACUCACCUGUGAGGUCACUCAGUGCUUUUUUUCACAAUCUCGACAUUGACUUUAAAUACGUUCCUUUCAGAUUCAUGGACAAAUAUAAUGGCGCCAUGAUGGACGUGUGGGAUGCUCAUUAUAAAAUGUUCUGGUUCGACACCCAGGGUCACAGCCCUGAUACUAGGAUACAGGAGGCAGAGCAAGCGGCUGAGUUUAAAAAGAGGUGGACGCAGUAUGUCAACGUCACCUUCCCAAUGACAGGCACAGUCAGCAGAGUAGCUUAUGUUUUACACGGGCCAUAUGUCAAAGUGUCCAACUGUAGAUUUAUGGAUAACAGUAAAAAUGGAGUGAGGCUUUCUUUAACCAUAAAUAACACAGAGAGGAUAGUCUCAAUAGCUACAAACUAUAAAGACAUAGGGGCGAGGCUGAAUUAUUUAGGAUUUGGAGGUCACUGUAAAGUUGAGGAUAGAUAUCAAAUCACUCGAUACGGCCUUGGGACUCAACUCAUCCCCAAACAAAUCAGCAGUGACAAUCAGCUGUUUGACUUUGGAUUCACAGUCAAUGUGAUUGCAGGGGUUGUUCUCUGUGUGGCCAUAGGAUUUCUGACCAUGCAGAGGAAGUUUUAUGUCUGCUUCAGCAGGCUGAUGCGAUAUGCCCUCCUCUCUGUGCUCAUUCUGUGGAUAGCCGAGCUGCUGUUUGUGUCUAACAGCUGUGAUCAGCUUCUCUGUGGGGUAAAAUGGAAAGGUGCGAGUGCCAAAAGUGAAGUAAACAAACAAAUCAGACUGUAUGAGCAGCACCGGCUCCCCCUCCCCACCGUCGUCAUAACAACCCUUCCUGGAUCGGGAUCGGAAAUACUCAAGCAUCUUUUCUACAACAGCUCGGACUUUGUUUACAUAAGAGUUCCCACUGAGCAUGUGGACAUUCCUGAGACUGAGUUUGAGUUUGACUCUCUGGUCGACGCCUGCGAGUGGUCAAGGUCAGACGCUGUGCACGGACGGUUUAAGAUUAUUCAGGGCUGGCUGCAUUCGCUGGUCCACAACACCAAGCUGCACUUGCAGAAUAUUCAGCUGGUGGAGGGCAGCAGGGUCAAACAGCCCCAGAGGGUUGGCCCCUCCAGGGACAGAAAGAAAAGAUCCAGGAGGAGGGAGCCAGCGUCUGAGCUGAAGGGCAAACUGAGGGCCAGUCUGGACAGAGAUGCAGAGUACAUUAGGGAGAUGAGACGCCAUGUAGCAGAGUACCCUGAUGCACGGGUGGUCCUCAACAUGCGGAGUGGAAGCUGGGCGCUCAAAAUGCCUUUCAUUCACGAGGUGGUGGGACCCUCCUUGAGGACAAUCUACUUGGUGAGAGACCCUAGAGCGUGGAUUUAUCUCAUGGUUUAUAACAGCAAACCCAGUCUUUACUCCCUAAAAAACAUCCCGCAGCACCUUUCCUUGAUAUUCAAGGAUGAUGCUGUCAGGGAUGGAUGCCCAAGUGUGGCCCCGGAGUUUAAAAUAAUCCAGAGGCUGCUGUCCCAUUCUGAGAUGAACCCAGUCCUGAUACUGGCUCACCUGUGGCUGGCUCACACUGCAGCGGUGCUGAGGGUCAGCGAGAGCCUCCCCGAGGAGUCCUACCUCCAAGUGAGGUUUGAGGAUGUGGUCAACUUCCCGCAGGAGACGGCGGAAAACAUACACACAUUUCUCGGGGUUCCCGUCUCACCCUCAGCCCUCAACCAACUCAUUUUCACCACCUCCACGAACCUGUACAAUCUAAUGUAUGAAGGGGACAUUUCACCAGCUAAUAUUAACAUGUGGAGACAAAAAAUGCCUCGAAAAGACAUCAGACUAAUAGAGGAUGUAUGUGGGAUUGUGAUGAAGAGGCUGGGUUACACCAGAUUUGCCAGUUAAACUUACUGCUGCUGGUCAGCUGGUAUUGAGCUGUCUUGUUUACUGUAGCUGCCAUCGAGUUCUGUAAAGUUGUUUUUUUGCACUGACCUUAAAUUUAAAAAAAAAAAAAAGAUGUUAAAACUUGAGGAAAAACUGGGUAGCAUUUCUGUUUGUGUUAAAGUUUUUUUUUUUUCUAUUGGUUGUGUUUGUUUGGGUGGAUGUAAGAUGUUGUACUGACUACAGCAACAGAUGUUGGUGAGGGAGGAAUAUUUUACAUUAAAAUAGGUGGAAGGGAGCUUCUAUUAGCAUUCUUUUUCCCACAGCAGCUCUUUACACUUUACUUGUAGCACUGUUUUAUCUAGUGAGACUUUUGAGACCUUUGCUGUCUUACACGCAGAGAAAUGCCACUGAAUUUCAGCAUAAGUUUUAUGUUUAUUGCAGCGUCCUAGAACAGCUCGGCUUGUCUGUGAAGAUAAUUUGGUAUAUGUCUUAGUAAGAGAUGAAAAAUGAGAGUUUUUCCCAUCUCUAAUCUGUGCAGUCAGAAAGAUGUUUGUGCAAAACCCAUAUAUGUUAUUACUGGAAUUAUUUUGGGGGGAUCAUGGGGUAUUUACUGGUUUGGAACAGAUAUGUUACGAAGCUCAUUAAGAAAUAAGACUAUUUAUUGACAGUCUCAGUUUCUAGUUUGUAGCUUUGGGAGACUAAUUUGGUUGUCAUGAAUUUUAAUAUUUGAGUGCUGUUUCCCUUUAAAACUGUAAAAAUAAUGCUGCAAUGUAUAGACUCAAAAUGAAGCAGAGAACAGGAAGAUGACAGUAGUGCUUUAUUGUUAUGAUACAGACAUAUAAAUUACACAAAUUGUAUUUUCAUUAUUCCAGUAGAGGGAUUUUAUUUGAAGCUCAAAGAUGUCAUGACGUUUUGGUGGCUUAGCACUUUCGCAGGGACUCUUUGAUUGUAUGAGGGAUUCAAUGCAUUUCCCAAAGCUAACUUUACUAUAUGUACUUGAUUAGCUUGGAAAUCUUAAACCUCUGAAGAUAUAUAAACCUCUGAAGAUAUUAUGUCUAGAAGAAAGAAAGUUAUAAGUAUUUAUGGGUUCCAAAGAAACAUAUCCCAAAGGAUCGGGAAUGAAUAUGAUUAUUAUAACUCCCUUUGGCAUUUAUUGAAUUAGAUCAGAGGGAAGUGCUUAAUGGGGAUCAAACUGGAAAAAAAAAGGAAAAAAAAAAAAAAACUGUCAGCCUUGACACAUUUCUAGUCAAAGCAAUUUCCAAAGCAUCCCCCUCAGCUACUCAUAUUAAUCUGCAAAAUGCCAUAACGGAGUCUUACCCUGUGUUUAUAUUGCUGUGCCAUCUUCACUAUAAAUGCCUGGAGGGAAUUCAAACGGCACAAGUUUCCAUUUCCUGUCUUGGUCAAUCAGAUAUCCGAUGAUCUUUUUUGGGCCUUUGUCUUGAGAGCUCAGCGAGCAGUGGACUAAACAUGAUGAAUAUUAAGUAAAACUAAGGGAAGAGGGAAAAAAAGUCAGAGACCAUUUCUACUCUGUGAUGUUAUGCUCUUUGGCCUGGGCAAAAAUGUACACUCACUCAGUAACCUUUGAUGCCGUCUUGCUUAAACCAUUUCUGUAAUGUAAAUGGAUCACAUGUAACAUGCGGAUGGUGCACUCAAUUACAGACUCUGUUGCAUCUGUGCAAAAAAUAACAUACUGUGGACAAUUUUGGAAAUAUCCAUCUUCUCUCAGCUAGAAACAGUCCUGUUUGUUUUCUUCUCUAUGAACACUGAAACCCUUGACUGCCUGGAAAACCCGUUUGAUGUUUGUGGUCUUUGAAUGUGUAGACUUGGCAGACAUGCUUUCACUUUGGUGUUGCAAUCCUGUUACCAACUCUGUUUUGUAUUUGCUCGUGGGGAUAUGGUUCCUUGCUUCUGUGGCCUUGAAUUACAAUCAUUUCUUUAUAACGGUUUUCUGUGGGCUCUGGAGCAGGGGGUAGAGAUGAUGUAAAGAAAAUAAUAAAUUCAUAAAUAUAUUGGCAAA
Molecule: messenger RNA, 6775 nt
Organism: Lates calcarifer (barramundi perch)
Lineage: Eukaryota; Metazoa; Chordata; Actinopteri; Centropomidae
Product: dermatan sulfate epimerase like
Molecular function (GO): sulfotransferase activity; chondroitin-glucuronate 5-epimerase activity
Source: RefSeq, a predicted model, not a curated record